Effrenium voratum is the source of this 1968-nucleotide messenger RNA. The record is from the annotation of a GenBank genome assembly. Lineage: Eukaryota; Dinophyceae; Suessiales; Symbiodiniaceae.
AUGACUGCCAUGGAGUCCCCAUUCCAGGUGCUGGACAAGAUUUCAUCCCUGAACCAGGCGCAGGAGAGAGCAAUCGCCCUGCUGCGGAUUCAGCUGCAGACCGGCCUCGGAGCAGAAGAGCAGGAGGUGAGCGACGAUGGCGCCGUGCCCUCCGAGCGAUGGGAAGCUCUCCCCAAGACCUCGCAGACCUUGGAGGUUGCCGAGGCCGAGGCAUUCGAGCGGCCAGGGCCGCCCGACCGGGCGUUGUCCACGUCCAGGACGAAGGCUCUAUGCAACAUCGACCUGGCAAACUUGGCCCUGCGCGAGGUCUGGAAGACCGCCUUUCAGCGCCCCACCUUCGUGGUCGAGGAGUUGAAGGAAGAGACGGCCAGGGUGGUGCACCACUCGUCCUUGAAGAAGGCCGCGCAGGAGGCUUCGGGCGAGAGGAAGCCGUGCGCCUUGAUUCUGUCUCCCAAUGAUCACCUGCGUGUCGCCUGGGAUCUCACCGGCAUGCUGCUCCUCUUCUACGACAUCAUCGCGAUCCCGCUCACUGCGUUUGAUCCCGACCCAGAGACGUUCACCCAAGUGAUGGAUUGGACUACGCAGAUUUUCUGGACUUGGGAUAUUGUCAUGUCCCUCAUAACGGGGUACGUUUCUGAAGGCGAAAUCGUGUUUCGUCCGUGGCUGAUCUGUCUCAAUUACCUGAAAACGUGGUUUAUUCUGGACAUGGCCGUUUGCGGCCCUGACUGGGUAUCCACCUUCGUGGAGCUGUCCAGCGUGGACGUGACUACGGACCCUGGCGGGGUGAACCGGCUCCUGCGCUCUUUGCGCGUGGUGCGAACGGUGCGCCUUUUGCGACUGGUAAAGCUGAAGCGGAUCCUAGCCAUGAUCAAGGAUCGCAUCACCUCGGAGGCAGUCUUCAUUCUGGUGAACAUCUGCAAGUUGAUCGUGAUGCUUCUCCUGGUGAAUCACUUCAUAGCCGCUGCGUGGUACUUGCUUGGUACAAUGGGCGAUCCGAUCAACAACUGGCUCGAUGUCUACGACAUGCGCAAAGAUAGUGCCAACCUGGGAUACCGCUACAGCACCAGCCUGCACUGGUCCUUGACGCAGUUUACGCCAGCAUCGAUGGAUGUGCACCCGCAAAACCUGGCCGAGCGCAGCUUUGCCAUCCUUGUCUUGAUUGCCGGCUUGGUGCUUUUCUCGUCCUUCAUCAGCUCCAUCACUGGCUCGAUGUCGCAGCUGCGGAACAUGAAAGCGGACAAGUCCAAGCAGUUCUGGCUGCUCCGUCGCUACUUGAAGCAGCAGAACGUGCCCCGGGACUUGUGCUUCAGAGUCCUGCGCUAUAUCGAAUACGCAACUGCCAACGUGCACGAGAGGGUGCCCGAGGGGAGGAUUACGAUCCUGAAGAAUUUGACGGAGCAGCUGAGGAACGAGCUGACUUUCUUCACGUACUACCGGUGCUUGAAAGCCCAUGCGCUGUUCAAGCAGAUUGAUACCAUGAAUCAGGCCAUCCUGAUCAGUAUGAGCUCGCAGGUGCUGCGCUCCCUUGACCUCGCCGCCGGGGAUCCGCUCUUCAGUGUGGUUGAUGUGCCCUACGAGAUGUUCUGGAUCCAGAAAGGCGUCAUCCGCUACGUCCUUCAGGACUUGACCAACGGACGCCCAGGAGCCUCAGCCGCUUUACCACCUUUACCACUGCGACGCAGGACACUGAAAACACCGUGCCGCCAGGGAGAGUACCUUUGCGAGGUUGCGCUCUGGAGUCCCUGGGCGCACGUGGGCAAUGCGCAGGCGGUGGCUGAAGCCAACCUGGUGUGCAUUGACCAGGCCCUCUUUUGUGAGGUCGCGCUGAAGGACGUGGAUCUUGGUCAGAUUGUGACCCUGUAUGCGCGCAGGUUCUUGGAGUUUAUGUCCGAGGAAGGCAGCCCUUGGAUUGAGAUCAGCAACCAGGAGGCCAAGGAUUUCAGCCAGAGCUUCUUCAGCGCUGACUAG